Molecule: messenger RNA, 444 nt
Organism: Miscanthus lutarioriparius
Lineage: Eukaryota; Viridiplantae; Streptophyta; Magnoliopsida; Poales; Poaceae
Source: the annotation of a GenBank genome assembly
AUGGCGCCACUGAUGGCCACAGCUCUAGGGUUCAUUCUCCUCACAGCGAACUCGAUACUCGCGAUCCACAGGUCUUGGGGAGACGCUGCCGCGACGAUCUUCGUCAUCGCGUCGUACACCACCCUGCUGCUCCUUUUCCGCUGCCUACGAGACUACGAGCGGGCGGCCCCCGGCUCCCCGGCGCGGGAGCGGGCGAGGCGCGCGGUGUGGCCGCUCACCACGCUGCUCACGCUGGGCGUCGUGAACUGCGACAUGGCUCUCGCCAUUCACAAGGCCCGCAACAACCUGGUCUCCACGACGUGCGUGCUCGUCACUCAUGCGGCUCUCCUGGCGCUGGUCUGGCUCUUGGUCCGCGAAUUUGCAGGCCACGCGCGCGGGGUCGUCGGCUCCGGACAGGAUCAAGGCCAAGGCCGCAGUGUGGGUGCUGCCGACGCUGCUCACUGA